UACACGGUAGCUAUCAAGUUUUCAAUUCUGCUAUCGUACCGAAGGGUCUUUCGGAUUCCCUAUGUUAUGCACGCCACAGCGGGGGUGGCCGCGGUUGUGUCCGCCUGGGCGCUGGCUUGUGCUCUGAUUGUUUGCCUCCAGUGCAUCCCUUUGCAGGGUUACUGGGAUAAAUCUAUUCCCGCCAAAUGUUGGGUCAAUAGCCGGGAUUAUUUUCUGGGCAAGUCUAUCCCAGACACGGUCACAGAUCUGUGUAUACUGGCUAUUCCGCUAAAACCGAUCUGGGAACUGCACACCAACCGAAUGCAGAAAUUCGUGCUUACGCUAACUUUUCUCGUGGGUGGGCUGUAUGGUGUGCUAAACGCUGACUGCAUCGCUAAUGUGACCGUCAUCUCCAUAAUCCGGCUUGUGUGCCUGCUGAGAGUCGAUCUGAGCUCGGAGGACAUUACCUGGAACUUUGUACCGUACCUGAUCUGGACGUGUGUCGAGUUGAAUGUUGGCACAGUUGCUGCGUGUCUCCCCUGCCUGCGACCCUUG
Aspergillus uvarum CBS 121591 is the source of this 534-nucleotide messenger RNA. RefSeq lists its product as uncharacterized. Lineage: Eukaryota; Fungi; Ascomycota; Eurotiomycetes; Eurotiales; Aspergillaceae. The annotation marks the transcript as partial. The transcript is spliced from 4 exons. The record is from RefSeq and is a predicted model, not a curated record.